AUGACCGAGGUGAUCACACACAUUGUGCUUUUCAAGUACAAGCCGGACAUAACAUGGAGCGACUUUGAGAAGCACUUUGAUAUUUUCAUGGCGCUAAAAUCGAAAUGCGUCAAGCCGGACACCAAGCAACCAUACAUGAAGAGCAUGAAGGCUGGCAAGAAUCGCAGCUGGGAAGAAUUCAACAAGGGGUUGACGCAUGGUUUUGUACUGGAGUUUGAGAACCAGGCGGACCUGGAUUACUAUCUGACGGAGGACCCAGUGCAUUUGGAGUUCUCGCGCAAUGCAGCGCCAUUGAUGUAG
Messenger RNA from Aspergillus ruber CBS 135680, 300 nucleotides. RefSeq names its product Dabb family protein. The coding region runs from base 1 to 300 and encodes 99 amino acids. NCBI's taxonomy places the organism in Eukaryota, Fungi, Ascomycota, Eurotiomycetes, Eurotiales, Aspergillaceae. The record is from RefSeq and is a predicted model, not a curated record. The transcript is spliced from 2 exons.